AGCAGACCCUGGGCAGGCAGAAUGCAACUGCGUGGUGACACGGAACGACGGACCUAGUUCGCUAAAUUUGGACACACGUGCAAUUUCUGAACACGUGUGGGUCGAGCGACCACGUGGGCUGCGUGUACCGAGAAACAAGUGCCGCACAUCAUCCGGUGAGUGCAUUCAGAAAAACUGUGAUAUAUUUCUACUAUCAAGACAAAAUGGUUCGUAGAGAAUGAAACACCAUUUUUACUGAACGAGAAAUAAUCCAGGGGAAUCAUUGCCAAUCAUCGAAUGAACGAAUAAACUCGCUCCAAAAGCGGUAACCUUUAAGGAUGAUAUUUUCAGAAAAAUAAACGAUCACGAGGGUGCACGUAACUAGUGUUUCUUCCAGAAAGUUCAUUUUAAUGUAUAAAGCAUAUACUUAUUCGAAAUGUGUAACGAUACAUAUCCAUGUAUUAGAUAAAAAAAUGUGAUAUAGUUUAUAGUAUUUCAUCAAUUUAUAGAAAAUACUUGUAAGUAAUUUAAACAGGGACAUGUAUUGUUAACGCAAUGACGAGAGCUGUAUUGUAAAAAGACUGAUAGCAUAAGAAAAUACAAGCAGGAAUUCUUAUCAGUUAAAAUAAUAGAGGUAUAGAGUUAUGGCCCAAGAAGAACCAUUAUUGAAGAAGCUUAAGCAUUCCGUUAUCUCGGAUCAUGUCUAUUCGUCCAACUUUCAACAACUUUUUUAUGAACAUUGGCAUAAUUUUAGUGACAUAAAAAAGGACAAUCUAGAGGUUAUAUCAAACCCCUAUAGAAUAUGCAAAAUUUCAAAUUUUUUAUGUAACGAAGAUUUCAUGGAUGAAAUAAAGAAUGAAUUGUUGGAUGUCAAAAGUAGAAGAAAUAGUAUAGACCUUUAUCAAUUUGAACAGACCAGUGACCUUGCCAAUAUUGACACUAAAAAUUUAAAGCUCUUAUAUGAAACUUUUCAAACUGACCUUGCAAUGUGGAUGGAACGAAACACUAAGAUAGAACUCAAUAAAAAAAUAUCUAUGUCUAGUGCUUGUUAUUCGGAUACAGACUAUUUGCUUUGUCACGAUGAUAAUAUGGGUGAUCGCAGAAUUGCUUUUAUAUUGUAUCUUUCGAAAAACUGGACUGCAGAAGAUGGAGGAGCUCUAGAUCUAUUUGACACAGACAAAAAUGGAUUGCCUAGAAAUGUUAUAAAAUCAUUAAUACCAGAAUACAACUCUCUUGUAUUUUUUGAAGUUGUGGAUAAUUCUUAUCAUCAAGUAGCUGAAAUAACUUCACCAGAUAAAUCUCGUUGGUCAAUUAAUGGUUGGUUUCAUGGACCUGUUAGACAAAAUACCAGGCCUGCGAGACCAGGCAUAGAACCAAAUUAUAUAAAACCAGUGAACACACAGGUAGAUUUGAACAAUUGGAUAACAAAGUGUUACCUUUUCGCUGAUAUUGUUAAAGAAAUUCAGCAAGAUGUAGAACAAGAAUCAUUUGCAUUUUUGUCUAAUUUUUUGAGAGAAGAUAUCUAUGAGAAAUUAGCUACAGAUUUAUCGUCAGCUUCCAUUGUUUGGCAAAAAGUUGGCCCAGCGGAUAUUCGUAAUUAUGAAGUGGCAAAAGAGGAGACCCUGCCUGAAUUAUUAAAGGAGUUUUACAACGUGUUCAAGUCCAUUUCUAUGUUUCAACUGUUAAAGGACUACACGGAAUUAGACCUUGUACCAGAAAAAGAAACUAUGAAUCCAAAAAUGAUUAUUGAACUGCAGAGGUGGUCAAAAGGUUGCUACACAUUAAUAUCUGACAAAUCGGCUCUUCCCACGAGCGAAAAAAAAUCCAGUAGCAACGGAUGCAUAAGUCAAAACGAAGAGGGACAGGAGGACUCGUUGGAUACGCCAAGAGCGAGUAAAAGCAAUAAAGAUUAUCAAGAAAAAAUCAAUACCGAUAAUAAGAGUGUGGGAUCAGGCUGUGAUACUCCAAUAAGUAACAAGGAAGACGAGGACAUCGACGAGGAUGAGACACUGAAAAAGAUAUUGAAAGGAAAAUCCCCGCGAUCGAAGAAAAAAAAUUUAUCUCAACAGUCAUCCUCGUCGAAACUAGAAAACUUUUCACCGCAAAAAUUAGGUAGGUUUUUAGAUACCGAUGAUUCGGAUGUGUCGGACAUCGGGGACUACUUGUCGGACCCUUUAGACUGUUCUCUCGAAUGUUCCGAUCAGGAAGAGGAAAUGGACUAUACGAAUGUGUCUGAGCAAGGUGCUCUUGAUGUAAUAAUUCAGUUUCAUACGAAUCAUGUCCCUGAAGAAGACACUAUAGAUUACGUAGACCCUAAAGAGCAAGAGGGUGCCCUGAUUCACGUACCUGCCAAAAACAAUCACCUCUGUCUAGUUUACAAGACGUUGGGUACUUGCCGACUUCAGAAAUAUGUGAAUCAUUACUGUACAGAUUACUUUUACAAUUUGAUUUGUACAUAUUACGAAUAGUAAUUCCAGUCGCUGGAGGUCGUCUAGAAUGUGGCGCCAUUCGCGAAUAAAUUGGAAAUUUGUAUAAUGAA
Molecule: messenger RNA, 2518 nt
Organism: Colletes gigas
Lineage: Eukaryota; Metazoa; Arthropoda; Insecta; Hymenoptera; Colletidae
Gene: sud1
Product: prolyl 3-hydroxylase OGFOD1
Exons: 2
Coding region: 624-2447 (607 amino acids)
Biological process (GO): peptidyl-proline hydroxylation; regulation of translational termination
Cellular component (GO): cytoplasm
Molecular function (GO): L-ascorbic acid binding; iron ion binding; peptidyl-proline dioxygenase activity
Source: RefSeq, a predicted model, not a curated record